Messenger RNA from Neogale vison (American mink), 900 nucleotides. RefSeq names its product aquaporin 10 (gene AQP10). The record is from RefSeq and is a predicted model, not a curated record. Gene Ontology annotation, molecular function: urea transmembrane transporter activity; glycerol channel activity; water channel activity. NCBI's taxonomy places the organism in Eukaryota, Metazoa, Chordata, Mammalia, Carnivora, Mustelidae. Gene Ontology annotation, cellular component: plasma membrane; basolateral plasma membrane. Bases 1 to 900 code for a protein of 299 amino acids. The transcript has 6 exons. Gene Ontology annotation, biological process: water transport; glycerol transmembrane transport.
AUGGCCUACGGCUGGCCCCUGGCCCGAGUCAAAGGCUGCCUCCGGCUCCGCAGCCAGCUGGGCCGACAGUGCCUGGCGGAGUUUCUGGGUGUGUUUGUGCUCAUGCUCCUCACCCAGGGGGCUGUGGCCCAGGCCGUCACCAGCGGAGAAAGCAAAGGCAACUUCUUCACCAUGUUUCUGGCCGGCUCCCUGGCCGUGACGGUAGCCAUCUACGUGAGCGGUAACGUUUCAGGGGCCCACCUGAAUCCGGCCUUCUCCCUGGCCAUGUGCCUCCUGGGACGUCUGCCAUGGGCCAAGCUCCCCAUUUACUGCCUGGUGCAGCUUCUGUCGGCCUUCUGCGCCUCCGGAGCCACCUAUGCGGUCUACUAUGAUGCCCUCCAGAAUUAUACAGGUGGGAACCUGACAGUGACUGGCCCCAAGGAAACGGCCUCCAUCUUUGCCACCUACCCUGCCCCUUAUCUGUCCCUGAACAAUGGCUUCCUGGAUCAGGUUCUGGGCACAGGAAUCCUUAUUGUGGGGAUCUUGGCCAUCACGGACACACGGAACAAGGGAGUGCCUGCGGGUCUGGAGCCUGUGGCUGUGGGGCUGCUGAUCCUAGCCAUCGGGCUAUCCCUGGGUGUCAACUGUGGGUUCCCACUCAACCCUGCCCGCGACCUGGGCCCACGGCUUUUCACCUAUGUGGCUGGCUGGGGUCCUGAAGUCUUCAGUGCCGGGAAUGGCUGGUGGUGGGUGCCUGUGGUGGCCCCUCUGGUGGGGGCUGCGCUUGGCACAGCCACGUACCAGCUGCUGGUGGCCCUCCACCACCCCGAGGAGUCAGAGCCAGCUCAGGAUCUAGAGCUCGCGCGACGGAAAGCCUCAGGCUUGGAGACAUCUGCCCCAGCUCGGCGGCCGCAGCUGUGA